Messenger RNA from Lathyrus oleraceus (garden pea), 516 nucleotides. RefSeq lists its product as uncharacterized. Gene Ontology annotation, biological process: proteolysis. The transcript has a single exon. Bases 1 to 516 code for a protein of 171 amino acids. Gene Ontology annotation, molecular function: aspartic-type endopeptidase activity. Lineage: Eukaryota; Viridiplantae; Streptophyta; Magnoliopsida; Fabales; Fabaceae. The record is from RefSeq and is a predicted model, not a curated record.
AUGCCCUCAUACGCUAAGUUUCUUAAGGAGAUCUUAUCUAACAAGAAGAAGAUUAAGGAUAACAAAACCGUUACACUUACUGCUGAGUGUAGCACUAUAAUUCAAAACAAUAUGCCUCUUAAGCUAAAAGACCUAGGGAGUUUCUACAUACCCUGUGUAAUCGGAAAGUUUGUCAUAGACAAAGCACUAUGCGACUUAGGAGCCAGUAUUAGCUUAAUGCCCUUAUCCAUAUGCAAAAGGCUUAAAAUGGAAGAGUUGAGACCAAAUAGGAUGUCUGUACAACUUGCAGAUCGUUCUGUUAAAUUUCUUGUAGGUAUGCUAGAAAAUGUUCCAGUGCGCAUAGGUCAAUUCUAUAUUCCCACUGAUUUCAUAAUCAUGGACAUAAAGGAGGAUUCCAAUAUCCCUAUCAUAUUAGGAAGACCAUUCUUAGCUACUGCCGCAACUAUUAUAGAUGUAAAGAAAGGAAAGCUAACCUUUAAAGUCAGCGAGGAAAAAGUCGAAUUUAGUUUGACGUAA